Magnolia sinica is the source of this 1116-nucleotide messenger RNA. RefSeq lists its product as uncharacterized. The record is from RefSeq and is a predicted model, not a curated record. The transcript has a single exon. Bases 53 to 655 code for a protein of 200 amino acids. Lineage: Eukaryota; Viridiplantae; Streptophyta; Magnoliopsida; Magnoliales; Magnoliaceae.
CUCCUCUCUUCCAAAAAGAGAAAGUAAUGAAAGAAAGAAACAGUCAUUGGCAAUGAUAAUACCGAUGGAAAUAAAAAAGAAGAACAGAAGAAGAGAAAAACGCACCCUUUUCUUGCAAUCUAAGAUUACACCUGAUUUAUACCCCAAAACCUCCCUUCACCAGAAAUCUGACACACUCGCCCUCCCCACUCAAGAUUCCGGCCAUACCCACAUCGGAAAAAUGGCCUCCAGCUGCAUCUCCAGCUGCGUGGACGCGCAUGCACCAGUCAGAGCCACGUACGUCAACCUCUACAAGUGGCCUGAGUCCGACGCUGAGUUCGUUAGGUCCGUGACUCGUGGUUCUGCCCGUGGGGCCCACAGCCACCAGCACCACCACCACCACAACCACCCAAGGGUGGUCGACAGUUAUUCCUGCAGGCAGAUGUACCUGAGAAGCUACACCUUCUCAAGGAAGGAGACCGUACACGAGAGGACCACCAAGUGUUUCGGGAGAGUACGGAAAAAGGUGGUCUCGCAGGCUAAGAAGGAGAAGAAUCGUUCUGGUAGGAAGUUUGUGGGGAUGAGGAAGGUCGGAGAGAUAUCUUGCGCCGCUUUGUGUUCUAUCUUCCACCGCUUGUUAUCGUGCACCACUAGUGUAGAUGUUGUGGACCGUUAAAACUCGUGAGUCUGUUUUUUUUUUUUUUUUUUUGGGGUUUUAUUUAUUUCGAGAGAUGGGUGUUUUAAUUUUGUGGUUAUUACAUGGGUAAAUGGAAGAUGGGUUUUGUGGAAGAUGAUACGUGGUCCACUUACUUGUGCAGUAUAGAUGUGUUUUCAAUUCUGAUGAGUGGGCCACCCGUUUCGGUAAUCCAGACCAUCUAUCUGUUGAGUCCCAAUGUGAAUGUGGACCGCUAGCUUUAGGCAACAGAUAGAGAGGUUGAGAUUGAAUGGACCAUCAAAAUUUGGACCCUGCAAUCAGUGGCCUGGAUCAUUGAAUCGUGUGCCCCAUUCAUCCGAUUUUAAAACUAUGUGUACUGUGCAAAGAUGGGGUCCACGUAAUAUAUAAUUCCCUCUCUGUGUAUGUGCUUGUCCUGAGUUAUAUAUAUCAGAUUAAUGAAAUAAGCUGUAAUUUUAAAUUUA